Messenger RNA from Punctularia strigosozonata HHB-11173 SS5, 1083 nucleotides. RefSeq names its product phosphoribosyl pyrophosphokinase. The record is from RefSeq and is a predicted model, not a curated record. The coding region runs from base 1 to 996 and encodes 331 amino acids. The transcript is spliced from 6 exons. Gene Ontology annotation, molecular function: ribose phosphate diphosphokinase activity; magnesium ion binding. Lineage: Eukaryota; Fungi; Basidiomycota; Agaricomycetes; Corticiales; Punctulariaceae. Gene Ontology annotation, cellular component: ribose phosphate diphosphokinase complex; cytoplasm. Gene Ontology annotation, biological process: 5-phosphoribose 1-diphosphate biosynthetic process; ribonucleoside monophosphate biosynthetic process; purine nucleotide biosynthetic process.
AUGGCCAGCAAUUCCAUCCGACUCCUUACCGGGAACAGUCACCCCGAGCUCGCUAAGGCAGUCGCCGAGCGGCUGAACAUCCCGCUCACGCCCUGCAUCGUCAAAAAGUUCUCCAACGGCGAGACGAACGCGAAGAUCACCGAGUCCGUCCGGGACUCGGACGUGUUCAUCAUCCAGUCCGGCUGCGCGGACGUGAACGACCACCUGAUGGAGCUCCUCAUCCUCAUCUCCGCCUGCAAGGGCGCCUCUGCCCGGCGCAUCACGGCCGUCAUCCCCUGCUUCCCCUACGCGCGCAUGGACAAGAAGGACCGCUCGCGCGCACCGAUCACCGCCAAGCUCGUCGCGAACAUGCUCGUCGUCGCCGGAUGCGACCACGUCAUCACCAUGGACCUCCACGCGAGCCAGAUCCAAGGCUUCUUCGACAUCCCCGUCGACAACCUCUACUCGGAGCCGAGCAUGCUCGCCUGGAUCCGCCUGAACAUCCCUGACUGGCAGGAAGCCGUGGUCGUCAGCCCGGACGCCGGUGGUGCAAAACGGGUGACAGCCAUCGCGGACAAGCUAGGCGUCGAGUUCGCGCUCAUCCACCGCGAACGCAAAGCUCGCGCGCAAGGCGCCGAGGAGACGAUGGAACUGCUCGUCGGGAACGUGCAAGGCAAGGUCGCGAUCCUGGUAGACGAUAUGGUCGACACGGGCUCGACCCUGACCCUCGCCGCGUACUCGCUUCGCAAAAAAGGCGCCAAGCAGGUCUACGCCCUCAUUUCGCACGGACUUCUGAGCGAGGUGAAUCUGAAGCUUAUAGAGGAGCUCCCUAUCGAUCAUCUCCUAGUCACCAACUCCGUGCCGCAGAAGGAGCACGCUUCGACGAUUAAGAAACUCGUCACGCUGGACAUCAGCCCGACCAUCGCCGAGAGCAUCCGUCGCACGCAUAAUGGCGAGAGCAUCUCGUUGCUCUUCGGGGAUUGGGUAGAGGUCGAGAGCGGCACGGCCGUCUAUUGAUUGGAGCCGCACUAGAGGAUACAAGGUAUCAAUCAUAUCACGAAUCUGUACAACAACAAACAUCCCGAAUGCAUUGGACCCUGCUGG